GAGACCUGGCACAAUGGUGUCUGCAUUCACCUUAAUCCUUGUGUCAUUGUCCUAUAGCUUGGCAUUUCCGAAGCCCAAAGCUGAAGGGGACAUCAGUCUUCCAGAUCAGAAAUUUGCAGAGGACUAUCUGAACAAAUUCUAUCCAUCAAUAUUAAAAUCAGGAGUUAAGACAUUUGAAGAGAAAAUUAAGGAAAUGCAAAAAUUCUUCCGGAUAAAAAUAACAGGACAAUUAAACACAGAAACCAUGGAUAUGAUGAAGACCCCUAGAUGUGGAAUGCCUGAUGUGGCAGAUUACAAGUUCUUCCCUGGAACUCCAAAGUGGACCAAAACAUCCUUGACAUACAGAAUUCUGAACUACACACCUGAUCUUAGCAAAAUGGUGGUAAAUGAAGCAAUUCGAAUGGCAUUCAACGUUUGGAGUAAUGUAACUCCCCUGAAAUUCAGGAUGGUUACACGUGGUCAAGCCGAUAUUUUUAUAAGAUUCGCCAAGGGCAAUCAUGGCGAUUUCAAUCCAUUCGAUGGUCCCGGCAAUACACUGGCUCAUGCAUUUGCACCAGGCACUGGCAUAGGCGGUGAUGCUCACUUCGAUGAUGCUGAAAAAUGGACAAAUAGUAAUUUAGGAUUCAACUUGUUUCUUGUGGCUGCUCAUGAAUUUGGUCAUUCGUUGGGACUCUCUCACUCAGAUGACCGAAGAGCUUUGAUGUACCCUACAUAUAGAUAUGUAGACCCAAGAACGUUCCGCUUGUCUCAAGAUGACAUCAGAGGAAUACAAACACUCUAUGGCAAAAAAAUCAAAUAAGACUUUGGAUCAACACAAUAUAUUUUGUACGUUUUAGUAUGACUACUGAUUUCAUUGCAAAAAAAUUGGAUGCCAGAGCACAGCUAGCACCUGUUUAAUUUUCUGUCGCUGGAAGACACUUUAAACAC
Spea bombifrons (plains spadefoot toad) is the source of this 927-nucleotide messenger RNA. RefSeq names its product matrilysin-like. Gene Ontology annotation, biological process: extracellular matrix organization; proteolysis; collagen catabolic process. The coding region runs from base 14 to 799 and encodes 261 amino acids. NCBI's taxonomy places the organism in Eukaryota, Metazoa, Chordata, Amphibia, Anura, Pelobatidae. Gene Ontology annotation, cellular component: extracellular matrix. Gene Ontology annotation, molecular function: metalloendopeptidase activity; zinc ion binding. The record is from RefSeq and is a predicted model, not a curated record. The transcript is spliced from 5 exons.